GAGGGCAGGGGUUCUGCCAGGAAAAGGCAGGGCUCAGGAGAGCGUGUGCCCACUGCGGCAGCAGGAGGGGCACCCGUGGGUGCCCCGGGAAGGGCGGCAGGGGUCCAAGCAGGUCUGGCCUCAGCCAUGGAGUGUGCUGCUGGGGCUGGAGUGAGCAUCCAACUGUCAUCUGUGGCCAGGAGCGGAGAUGCUGUCCCGAGCAGGGGCAGCUUUAUUCCCAUAGAGGAGAGCCCGUAGAAGCCCCUUUGGACGGCACAGCCGAGCGAGGAGUUAGGGUGGUGCAGGAAGAAGCUGAGAGAUGGGGAAGCUCCCUGCCCAGCCCAUGCACAGGUGGCUGGAGGGCGGGUGCUGGGCUCAGCCCGGCCCGGCUCUUUGCCUCCACACUGCCAGCAGGACUUGGUCUGGGGUGGAAGCAAUAAAGGUGUCAUUUCACCCUGCCCUGUUGUCUCUCUGGUGUACCGGGGGAGAUCUGUUGGUGCCCUGGAGGACCGGGGGCUGCCCAGUGCUCCUCUGCAGCAUGGAGGGGCAAGAGGACGCACCCGGCUGGGCACAGCCUGUACCGGCACGGCUGCCACACCGUGUCCCACAGCCGCGGCGGCUGCCUGGGGCCAGCCUGGCACCGUGCCCGUGGCAUGGAGCCGACUCGUCUCUGUGGGGCCCCAAGCCCUCCCAAGGGUGGCGGGACGCGGAGCCCUCCGCGGCCGGUGCGGGCGCAGGAGGCCCCACCCCAGGGCGGCUGCUGACGCCACGCAGGGAGCCGGGUGUCCGGGAUCAGAGCAGGAAGCGGGAGCCGCUGGCGGCGGUGGGGCCCGUGGAGCCGGGAGAGGGCUCGGGGAGUAGCCGGCGUGGGGCCGGGGCACCCCGAGGCCCCGGCCCCACCAUGCACCCACUGGGGCAGCUCCUGCUGGUGCUGGUGAUGGGGUUGGCAGGUGGCCGUGGGGACCCCCGCGACACCCUGGCCUGCUCCCAGGGCCUCACCUGCCGCCUCUUGGACACCGAUGUGCUGUGCGGGACAGAGCCCCCGGGGCCCAGGCAGGAGCUGGCCCUGGCCCGUCUGCGGCUGGAGCCGGCGCUGCGCUGCACCGAGCCCACGGCCUGUGCGCCCUGCCUGGAGGCACGGGUGCGCCUGGCCUUGCCACCUGCCGCCGGCACCGGCACCGAGUCCCACCUCUCCGUGCAGCCGGGCACCGCUGGGACAGAGGACAGCGGUGAUGGGCGACAGUGGUCACCAGUGACUGGGGCCACCCCAUCCCAGCCCAACGUUACUGGGCUGCUGCUGCUCUCUGGGCACACGUUUGCCUCAUCCCGCUGCGUGGCCGUGGAGGUCUGGGCACCCUUGGGCCCCACACUGCACGGCCGAACCAUGGGCUGGGUGAUCUUCCGGUGCUUCGAGGCUCCGCUGGGCUCCGAACUCCACAUCUCAGCAUACAUGAACUCACGGGGCCGGCAGAGGCUGAGCCAGCAGCAGCGGGUGCCAGACUGUUCGUGGCCCGCAGCACAGGAUGCUGUCCCCCAGUGCCAAGUGCCCAGGCUGCGGGUGUCUCCGGGGCAGAAGGAGGUGGUUGUGGAGGUGGAGGGGGCUGCAGCAGGGCACAGCUACACACUCUGGCUCUACCACAACCAUAGCCAUGGCACCAGUGGGCCAGGGCGUGUGGUGACUAUGCAGAGCAGUCCCAUGAACUAUGUCCUGUCUGCUGAUGAGGUGCUGCCCUGCCUCUGCCUGCAGGUCUGGCCAGAAACCCAGGACCCACUACGGGCCACCCUGUGCCCCUUCUCUCACGAUGCUGAGGCCUGGGAGCGACUGUGGGCGCAGAGCCGGCUGGUCCUGCACAUCGAGGGGCAGGUGCUGACCUGCUCCCUCUCAGCCCCCUGUGACCUCCUGGCUGAGCUGGUGCCCUGCUGGCAGCCAGUGCCCUCCGGGCCCUGCCAACCCCUGCCUGGCCUGCAGCAACCUGCCAGGGGGAAGGGACCACAGGAGUUUGGAGGGCUGCGGCCACACCCCAACCUCUGCGUGCAGGUGUGGAGCGAUGGACAGGUCCGGCUGACUCAGUGCCUGCGGGACCGAGCGCUGCCCGGCCGCCCUGAUGACCUCCUGCUGCUGGAGCGAGGGGGGAAUGCCUCACUGUGUGCCGUGGAGAGGGGUGCCUGCACACCCCUGGCCAGCUUCACCAGCAGGGGAGCAGGGCCCCCUGGCCUGCUGGAGCAGGAUCUGCAGCAGGAUGUGGCAGCGGGGCAGUGCCAGCAGCUGUGGCACCCAUCAAACAGAACUGGGGUUACACUCUGGACCUGUCCCCUGCACAAGUACCUGCGUACCCACUGGGCACUGGUGUGGAUGGGGGUGCUACUGGGAGCUGCCUGUCUCCUACUGCUGCUCUUGAUGAAGAAGGAGGACAUGAAAGGAUGGCUGAAAUCCCUGAGGGCUGGCUAUGGCUCCAGUGGUCCGCUGCAGGGCCGGCGGGCCCUGCUGGUGCACGCAGCAGAGCCGGUGGCGGAGCGGGCAGCGUGUGCCUUGAUGGCAGCUCUGCACUCACUGGGCGUGACGGUGGUGGCAGCACCGGGAGGUGGUAGCGGGGUAGCAGCUUUGGGGCCACUGCCCUGGCUGCACGCCCAGCACCACCGGGCGCUGCGUGACAGUGACACCAUCAUCCUCCUCCUCUCUCCGGCAGCCGUGGCUGCUGCACAGCAGUGGGACGCCAGGGCCAGGGUUGUGCCAGAGUCCGGGGCCGCUGAAAGCAGCCUUGGACCCUGGCACAACCCUGACCCUGACGAUGUCCCCACUGUGGCACCCUGCGAGGUGUUUGCGGCGGCUCUGUCCUGUGCCAUGCCGGUGUUGGCGGUGGCCCACGGGCACUACGUGGUGGCCCGGCUGGAGGCCUUGGUGCCAGCAGUGCCCCCAGCGCUGCGGGCAGCCCCUGCCUUCGCACUGCCCAGCGAGAUGGAACGGUUCUUGCAGGCGCUGGCAGGCCCAGCUCGGCAGAGGGGCAGGUCUCUAGAGCCACACGUGGCGGCGGUGGCUGAGGCUCUGCAGCGGGCGGUAGGAGAAUAAAGGGGUGACAAUGCU
Messenger RNA from Agelaius phoeniceus (red-winged blackbird), 3061 nucleotides. The record is from RefSeq and is a predicted model, not a curated record. Lineage: Eukaryota; Metazoa; Chordata; Aves; Passeriformes; Icteridae.